AUGGCUCCAAUAAAUGACUUACAAAAAGCGUUUGAUAAAUAUUCAAAAUUUGGUAGAACUCAUGUUCAAUUACACGAUACAGAUGAGUUACGAAUAGGUUCGUUUAAUAUACAAAAGAUGAUGAAAGAUACAGGCAUUGUUGACUCGGAAUAUACAACGCAAUUACUUGAUAAUGAUAUAGCACGAGUACUCGGAAAAUUAACAACGCAUGGUGAUGAAAAAUACCCAACAGGAAUAAAAACAUUCGAAAUAAAUGGUUUCAAAGAUCUUAUUGAUCAGAUAGCUGCAUCAAAAAAUGUUAGUCAUGAUGAAAUAUUAUCUAAAGUGAAUUCUACUGAGGGGCCAAGUUUAACACAUGUUACGGAAACGGCCAAUAAAAAUUUAACGGAUCGUAUGACAGAUACACACCAUUAUACGGGUAUACAUAAAGAACGUUUUGAUGAAGAUGGACAAGGCAAAGGGAAAGAAGGUCGAGUUGACGAAGAAGACAAUAAUGGAUUUGUGCAAGGUUAUAAAGGAAGUGGAUCGUUUGAGAAAACACAUCACUAA
Messenger RNA from Didymodactylos carnosus, 549 nucleotides. The record is from the annotation of a GenBank genome assembly. NCBI's taxonomy places the organism in Eukaryota, Metazoa, Rotifera, Eurotatoria, Philodinida, Philodinidae.